This is a messenger RNA of Protopolystoma xenopodis, 498 nucleotides long. Lineage: Eukaryota; Metazoa; Platyhelminthes; Monogenea; Polystomatidea; Polystomatidae. The record is from the annotation of a GenBank genome assembly.
CUCAUCAAACUUCUUGGCUGUGAUCGUUCUGAUGAUCUCGCUUCCUUGGUAUGCCUACAGCAAGUAAAGGCCGAUGACAUUGUCGACAUGCAUGACCGCAUGUUUGACACCAAAUCCUACUUCUCAGUACCGUUCCCGCCAGUGCUAGACAACCAUUUUCUGCCCUAUGAGAGUCAGCAUAACUUCAAGUCCAUGACCUACCUGAAGCCGUCGGGCUCACUUAUGCUGGGCACCAACAAGAAUGAAGGCAGCUAUUUUUUACUUUAUGCUUUUCUGGGCGACGACGCAUUUCGCCGUAACGAAACAGACCUUCCGAUCAACUCAAUCCACGAUUACUGGCCCAAACUGCUCAAAGUGCUCGACCUUGAGUCAGACGACAACCAAGAAAUGGUCCAAUUGGUGGCCAGUCACGCAGAUUACGAGUACCGCAACUUUUCACAAUUGGUGAGGCGUAUCGGGAUUAGAGAAUAUACUAUAUCGGCAAAACAGUAUCAGUAA